This is a messenger RNA of Copidosoma floridanum, 3608 nucleotides long. Its product is annotated as discoidin domain-containing receptor 2. Gene Ontology annotation, cellular component: signaling receptor complex; plasma membrane. Gene Ontology annotation, biological process: protein phosphorylation; multicellular organism development; positive regulation of neuron projection development. Lineage: Eukaryota; Metazoa; Arthropoda; Insecta; Hymenoptera; Encyrtidae. The record is from RefSeq and is a predicted model, not a curated record. Gene Ontology annotation, molecular function: protein tyrosine kinase collagen receptor activity; ATP binding; collagen binding.
UUUUAUUUUAAUUUGACUUGCUGAAGGGUAUCUCUUGGCUAUCUGUUGCUUGCUAUCGCUGUUUGCGUUUUCUGAGAACGGAGAGCGAAGACAAGCCAGCAGUGCACCAGGAACAUGAGGACGGUGACAGUCGGCGGUAAUCGGUGAGGGCAGGAGGAUUGCGUCGGGGCCCUCGGAGUCAUCCUCGUUUCCAUCAUCCUGACCGCCGUUGCUGUGAAGUGAGCAACGAUGAGGAAAUUUGGCCGGGGACGCGAUCUCAUCCGCAACGCCGGGGCGGUCGUCCUCGCCGUUGGGCUUCUGGCCACAGCAGUACGCUGCAUUGAUCUCGCGCAAUGCGUCGGGCCACUGGGGAUGGAAAGUGGCGCGAUACCGGACAACGACAUCACGGCCAGCUCGAGCUUCGACAGCGGCAACGUUGGACCUCACCAGGCUCGGGUGAGGACGGAAAAUCAGGGCGGCGCCUGGUGCCCGAAGGACCAAGUGACCGACGACCCCCGCCAGUGGCUCGAGAUCGAUCUUCACACGGUGCACCUGAUCACCGCCACCGGGACCCAGGGUCGCUUCGGCAACGGCGUCGGCGUCGAGUACGCCGAGUCGUACGUGCUCGAGUACUGGCGGCCCCGACUCGGCAAAUGGAUUCGUUACAAGGACGUCAAGGGCCACAACGUGAUCAAGGGCAACGACAACACGUACCUCGAGUCCAAGCACAUACUGGACCCGCCCAUAUGGGCGAGCAAAAUCCGCUUCCUCCCCUACGACUCGCACAUGCGUUAUGUUUGCAUGCGCGUGGAACUGUACGGAUGCCUCUGGACUGAUGGCAUAGUCUCAUACUCGAUGCCCCAGGGAAACAAGCGAAGCACCGACUGGGAGUUCUUCGACGCGAUAUACGACGGUCCCUGGGACGGGGAGCUGCGACGGGGUCUGGGUUUGCUGACGGACGGCAGGACCGGGCCCGACAACUUCAAGGUGGGCAUACACGCCCACGACCGGGGCAAGGGCUGGGUCGGCUGGAGGAACGACACCCGGGCCGGCCAGCCCGUGGAGAUCAAGUUCGAGUUUGACCGCGUCAGGGAGUUCUCGGCUGUGCACGUCGUUUGCAACAAUCAGUUCAACAAGGACAUCAAGGUGUUCUCGCAGAUGGAAGUGCUUUUCAGCAUCGGCGGCAAGUUUUACUCGGGCGAGCCGAUAACUUACAACUCCAUGGAGGACAACGUGUUCGAGCACGCGCACAACGUCACGGUCAAGCUUCACAAUCGCGUGGGGAAGUUUGUCAAGCUCAAGCUGCACUUUUCCGCCAAAUGGAUCAUGAUCAGCGAAGUCAGCUUUAUUUCGGUGGUGGCCCACGGGAACUUCAGCGCCGAGGAGCUCGCGUCGACCGAGAGCCCAGCCCAGCGCGACGUCUUCGUGGAGAAGAAGGGCGGCGUCCCAGGCGAGCCCCCGGUGUCGCAAGCCAAGCACGACGACCCGACCUACAUGGCAGUGGUCAUAGGGAUCCUCAUGGCCGUGAUACUGCUGCUCGCGGUGGCAAUAUUCCUGAUCGUCAGCCGGCACAGGCAGCGCAAGUGCUUCGCCAGUCCGGUCAAUGGGAAGGCCCCCUCCCACUUGGGCUCGUCUACCUGCGCCACAGUGGAGAAGGGCGCCGCUCUCAUGGCUUACACGCUCGAGGACGACGAGAGGUACGCGGGUGGCUCGCUGCCAACACUGCCCCGGGACCUCGGCAACCGGCUCCUCGACAUCGUCAAGCUCGACGACUACCAGGAGCCAUAUCAGGCGCUCAAGUACGCCCCCUACUACAGCUACAGUACCGUCGUCAUGGAAAUGAAGGACAUGAUGCUGAACAACAAACCAACGACGGUCAAUCACAGUAACGCGGUGUACGCGAACGGUGCAGUUGACACCUCGUACGACUACGCGGUGCCGGAGCUCGGGACUCAGCAGCCCCUGCUCAACGCCGUGGACGGCCGACACGGUUGCGGUGGCAGCGGGACCAGCGGAGGCCUUGCUAUUAACGGGGGAGCGACCAGCAGCGCGGGCAGCGACCAAGACAGCGUUUUCUCCAAGGCGUCCUCGAGGAGCAGUCGGCCCGACGAUAAGAAGUCGCCAACGCAACAGGAGGUGCUGUCCGCGCUGAAGAAGCGACUGGAGCAGACCAAUGUGCCCCUCUUCCCGAGGCAUCGGCUACGCAUGCUCUCGAAACUGGCCGAGGGCGCCUUCGGCUCGGUGUACAUAGCGGAGGCCGAGGGCAUCCCGGAGUACGGAACGACGACGAGUCUCGGAAAGAGGCUCGUGGCAGUCAAGUUUUUACUGCCGGAAGCAAACGAAAAGGAAAAGCUGGACUUCCAGAGGGACGUGAGGAUCCUCGCCGCCCUCGAGGACCGAAACAUAGCCCGAGUGUUGGGCGCCUGUUGUCGCGAGGAGCCCUACUGCGUCGUCAUGGAGUACCUCGAGCACGGCGAUCUCUGCCAGUUCCUCAAGUCCCACGUGACCGCCGAGGACGCCCACUCCAUGCCCAUCGGGGUGAAAACGCUGAGCUUCAACUGCCUCAUCUACAUGGCCGCGCAAAUUGCGUCGGGGAUGCGGUACUUGGAGAACCUCAACUUCGUGCAUCGGGAUCUGGCCACGAGAAACUGCCUGGUCGGAAUGGCUUACCACGUGAAGAUCUCGGAUUUCGGCACCGACAACGAAUUAUACGCCUGUGAUUACUAUAAAGUCGACGGUGGCAUGACCCUGCCCGUCAGAUGGAUGGCCUGGGAAUCCUUGGUUUUGGGUAAAUACACGACAAAGAGCGACGUGUGGUCGUUUGCCGUGACGCUGUGGGAGAUCCUUAACCUGGGCAGGCGUGUGCCACACGAGCACCUAAGUGACCAGGAGGUAGUCGACCGUCUGCGCAAACUAUGUCGAGACUGCAGUGCCUGUAGCGACGACGCCUCGCAGAUCAAGAGCAGCGAGGAGGAGGACAACGACGACGACGACGAGGAGGAAGAGGAGGACAAGGUGACCUCGAGGUUCGAGCAUCUGCCAAAGCCAUUGGCCUCGUCGAAGGACAUCUACGACCUGAUGCUCGAGUGUUGGCGCAGGGACGAGUCGGAGAGGCCGACUUUUCGGGAGAUAUCGCUCUUCUUGCAACGAAAGAACCUCGGCUACGCGCCCACGACCGCUUCCUGAUUCUGAGAGCGCGAGAUCGGCCUGCUAGCCGAUCGACGAGCAGGUGCCACCCCCGUCACCGCCGAUCGUGCCACCCAAGCGCAAGUGACGGCCUCCUGAUCCGAGACCCGAUUGUCGGACCACGAGUUUUUCAUUCGCCGCACCAAAAUUUGAGGUGCAGGACCGGCGUUAAUUGCUACCCUCACGUCUGUGGUGGGAGCGGUCAUUUUUGUACAGAGUUCGAACAACUCCCAAGUAUUUGUUCUUAAUUGGUUGGGAUUUCGUUUGUCAAACCAAGAGAAACAUCAGCGACUGGGUAUUGUAAACGUUGCGCAAAUGCAUGAAAACGAAAAAAAAAUCCGAGCACGUUUACGAACAGCAAACUCAUAGUGCUUGAUUAUGAGGUGUGAGAGGCAUUAGUUGUAUAAUGCGAGGCGAUGGCCUGUGAACAUUCCUGUACCGAA